Messenger RNA from Paramacrobiotus metropolitanus, 2944 nucleotides. RefSeq lists its product as uncharacterized. The transcript has 6 exons. The record is from RefSeq and is a predicted model, not a curated record. Bases 632 to 2617 code for a protein of 661 amino acids. NCBI's taxonomy places the organism in Eukaryota, Metazoa, Tardigrada, Eutardigrada, Parachela, Macrobiotidae.
AUAAAUUUUUCGCAUUUUGGCUUUUAAUAUCCGGGAAAGCUCGAAGAGCCCGGUUAUAUUUUCUACUCUACGGUCUCUACCGUUUUGCUUGCGCCAUUCGGGCAGUAUAUACAAAAUAUAAGCCCAAAUGUAAGCAACUAACUGAAGCCAGCCGAGUACUUGCAGUUAAUUGUAACGGCGUUGCGACACUCGGGAGUUUCCUUUCGCGCUUCCCACUCCCAUCUGGUUUGUUGGAUAAUUAAAACUAGGUGGCACAGAUUUAUGGUGACUUCAAUCAAGCACGGUAACAUGCCGAGGGAAUUAUCGAGCGGAUGCGCGAACAACACAAGGAAAUCAUCGGCGUAACAGCGUUUCGGUACAGGAAAGCGGUAAACAGGAUUUAUAAUUCCACGAACAGAUUUCUGUCCUCAUAAGGGCUCAAAUCCUGUUGGAUUCCCGGUUUGGAAGAGCUUGUCGUAAAAAGAAUUACUAAUGAUAAUAUCACAUGGAUCCCGAAUCGUGCCGGUGAUUAUAACAUCAUAUGACGUUAUAUGUUGGGUCUCUCUCUACUUUGACCCAGGUUGUCAUCGCUCUCAGUUUUCAGUGAACGGUUGUGUCUUGUGUGCAUCGUUUUACAAUUGUUUUCGCUGAUAUGGGAUUCAAAAAGUCAUUUACUUUUUCCGUGAACAAAGAACUGUUCUCCUCAUAUCCAGAAAUCUUAACAGAAUCCGUGGUGGUCUUGUGGUUCGCGUGUGAAAUUUGUAUGAAAUUCGGUUUGCGUGUCCUACCGGAUUGGCGUACCAGUCGAUUAGAUCCCGAUCACUACAACUCUUUCGAUUCCCUGCUCGAACUGUCUGGACUGAAGGUCAAUGCAUGCUUCUGGGAUGACGUCAUGUCGGGAUGGAUGCAACCACAUCCGGUCACCAUUAACCAGUCGGCUGGGUUGGUUGUGGUACCACCUUCUUCAUCGAACGUUCUCCUCGCUUACGUGGCCACUGUGACAACCAUUCUUCUAACGGCAUUCCUCGGCAUCUCGUUUUGUUACCUGGUAUACGAAAAUCGCGACCGGACAAUUCCCUUACCGAAGGACCACCUGUUGCGCUGCCGUGGACUGGCGGCGUUAGGCCGUUAUAAGUUUAUUCAGGCGGCCGUCAAAAUUCCUCUGCCACUGCCAGCUUACAUUUUUGCCGUGUUGGUUGGUUGGUUGACUGUUGUCAUCAGCUCAGUAAUCCACUAUGCGUUUUGGAUGGUUGUCGAGGUCCUGCCAGUGGUGGUCCUGGCAUGGAUGUCAGUCAUAAUGGCCAUGACUGUAUUUGGCCCAUCCACGGUGUUCCCUGGCUGUAUCCUCUUCGCUAGCAUAUUGAUCAUGUAUUGCGCCGGCCGAAUUUGGGGAUUGUGGAUGAAUGAGACCUAUCAUGCACUAACUAUAAAGAAAAUUAGGAAGCUGAUUGCUGCGAAAUCCAGUGUAAAACCGACGUUAUCGAUCAUUACCUCACCGGGAAAGCCGAUCGUAGUCGCAGGCACGGACCCUUACUAUGAAGCCUGGAAAAUCUCAGUCUGUUACUUCUUGGUAUUCUGUUCGGGAUGCCUUGCCGCUUAUUACAACGUCUGGCCAUUGUGUCGAAAAUUUCCUACCGUUAGUCGAUGGCAAAGCAACAAGGAUAGCGCCAACUGGACCUACUGGCAGGUUGUCAAUCUAACGGGGACCUGCAGCAAACACGGAACAGGUUUCGAUCAGGGGAUCGCGAUGCUGUCCUACUGGGUGGAUUUGCAGUCGGAGGAACUGCAAUCAGCGCAUACCGGCAAUUCCGAUCUGCUGGCCAGCUUCACUCCGUCGUACCCACGCGUCGUCAGCUGGAUAUUCUUGGUGUGGAGUGGAGCGCUGUCCGGCGCCAGUGGUCUGCCCUACGCCGUCCUGCGUUAUGCGAAGGGUAUCUUCGUUGGCUUGUUCGUAUUGAUUGUCGGGGGACUGCUCGUCCACGGCGGUGUCCUUGUUUACUAUAACAAAUGGCGUCGGUGUGCCCUAGUCCAGCGGAGCGUGGUGGCUGACGACAGUGAUGAACCUCUACUGGUGCCUGCUAACGUUGCGGCGGAGGAGAGCGGUUUAAUGAACGACGCGCCAUCAGAUCGUGUUCCAUUAUUGGCUGAUGUAAAGACAGAUGUUACCUGCAUUGUGUUAUCCGAUCAUUUGCAAGAUCCCGCCACUAACGACCACGUCAUUCCGGAAGCCAAGGACGAACACGGUGCGCAGGUGGCUAUCGAAUGCACACCCAUGGCUGCGCCACAGAACACAGUGGCUACAGGGCCCUUUUGCGUGUGCGAACAACUGAGCACUAUUUGGUUGUUCGUGGUGGUCGCGCAUUGCCCGGUAGUCUGCGGCGUGCUGCUCCCGUAUUCGGUGGUGGGGCUGUUCCUGUGGGAAGAACUGCAGUUACCCGCUCUGCUGCUGCUGCUCACGGCCUACACAGUGUGGGUCUACCGCCGAUUGGUGAUGCUUGUGUGGUUGAUGUGGUACGGUGAGGAGAUUAUUAGAAAAGAAUACGAAGUCCGCUGUGGACUCCGUUGCGCUUGCUGUGGAGAGAUGAUUCCGGCGGACGAGCUGGAGGAAAGACUAGUGGAGCCGCUGCUCACGAAAUAGUGCGGUUGGUUUCUGGCUGCUCCGUUAGUAUUCUUCGGCAUCGGGAAUUAUUAUAAUUGUGGCAGGAAAGAUCGAAUUCUCGUUUCGCACAUAAAUUCGCCCAAUCCAUUUUCUAUCUCUAAAAAUAAGCAAAUGUGUUUAAACUGAACGUUUCUAACAUAUGAACAUAAAAGGGAUUAGUAAUCAGCAUGAAAUUUAAUUUUUGGGCCAUGAUCUUUGUCCAUUUUAAAAAUUUCAUGUUUAUAGCUAUAGGCUACAAUAUUAUUUUUUGCAUUGCCGGUGCUGUGAAAAUUACUGUUAUGAAAUUGUGUGCACAUUUAGCUUAAU